AUGAACGGUAAAUGUGUGGUGGAGCAUGAGAACAUAAUUCCUGACUAUUCUCAAAAUGCACCUGCUUUUCUAAGAAGAAUCGAUGAUGAUGGAUCUGCCACCCAACCAAGACCCUAUUAUACUUAUAACAUCACAACGCAAAGGUCUGACUGGGCCGAGUUCUGGAAUGACAGACUGAAUGACAUUACGACAACACCAAACCCUGACACAACAAAAUCCUUCAUUACUUACUCCUACUCAACAUCACAUGACACAACACAGCACAACAAGGAUCCUAACUAUGAAUCAGGGAAAAUAUUGGGGCAUGAUGAUGUAAAUUAUUAUAAGAGUUCUCUCUCACAAGACGAUAAGCACAAAUCAACUUUAAUUAGUUGGCCAGUAAAUGAUCCAGCCACCGCGAACCUCCAAAGAAAUAGUCAUUUAAAUCUUCAUAAUAUUGUAAAUAACGGAAGUGAGCAUUAUCAGAAUAAUGAAAUCACUCCAACAACAACCACACGUUCAACUUACUUCCACACCUUUAGAACAACUAAAAGUCCAUAUGACUUUAGUGACUUUGGAAAAUCAACUGCAUCUGAUUCGCCAUCUCCUCAAAUAAAAUCUGUGGGCAAUGAACAAGAUACCACAAUAAAACCAAAUUUGUAUGAGGAUUAUUACAAAUCAUCAACAAUAAAACAGAAUGCAUAUGAUGAGUACUACAGAACAUCUACUUCUAAAAAUAAUCUCUAUGAUGAAUAUUAUAAGACGUCAACUACUAAACAGAACUUAUACGACUAUUAUAGGACAACUCCACCUUCACAAAAUAUAUUUGAGGAUUACUAUAGAACUUCCUCAACUGAGGGGCCAAAUUCUUAUGCUGAAUACUAUCGUACAUCAACUGUAAAAUCAAACACAUAUGAAGAGUACUACAGGACUUCAAGUACUCCUGAUCCGCAUACAACAAGAAACCCAUAUGAUUUCAGUGUUUUUGGACAAGCAAGACAAAAUUAUGAGGCACGGGGAAAUAAUUACUAUACUUCAACAACUGAUAACCAUGACUCUCACCAAACACAAUCCACAACUGAAAAUCCAUAUGCAGCAUAUGAACUUUAUUACAAGACUUCGACAACUACUAGACCAUACUACCAAUCAAGUGGCACGAGCAACUAUGAAAACCACGUUCCUGCUGGAAGCCAAUCUCCAGAAUCCUCCAAUCCAAAUUCCCUCAAUCCUCAAUCUCCAUCUGCACCACUAUACCUAGACAGCAGUACAAAAACUGUGGCAGACACUGAAGAGUGUGUUGAUGUAGCUCGCUCAAUAAGUGGCGGUCUAACAUGCCGGGAGUUCUUGGAGCGCUACGGUUUUCAAUACUGUAAUUAUCAAUCAAUGCGCAAGAGUUGCUGUGCCUCCCAACGAGAAGUAUGCCCAACUUCAAGGUGACUGCCUGUUAGUUUCCCUGAGAAUGGAAAAUGAAAACAAAAAUGCUCAUCUGCUUGCCAGGUGGUAAUUCCCGAACUGUGAUCAGAGUAGGGCACUCUAGACAAAUUCCUGAAUACACUGCCACUCAAAUUUUACAGCAACCAAUAAUGCCAAUUAUAGCUGUGGCCUAGCUAUGGUAAUUGGUAUGAGCCUAAGACUUUCCGUUGUCUCACACUCGUCUGGUUUGGAAGCAAUGUUUUUAUGUUGUUGUAUUUUGAGGGGGGAAAAUAGCACACACAAACUAUGCCUCAUGAUCACUGAAGGCAUCGCCUAAGCUUGAGUGUCUAUUGUGUGUAAAUAAGUUGUCAAAAACAAGUGUUAAAAUUUAGGUUUAAGCAUAAGAAACGAAAUAUGAUACAAAAAGACUUCAUUCUUAUUGCUUUGAAGCUUUGACAGAAGUAAGUCAAACUACGAGUUUGAGCUACAACUUGUAAAAAAUUUCAUGGUAAUUUUACCAUUUUAUAUAGCUUGAUUGUGAAAACUGCUGUGCAGUUACAUAAAUUGUUAAUCAAUCAAAUCCCAUUGGAUCUAGGAACAGUAAUUCUGAUAGAUUAAUACAUAAAAUCAGUUGCUGAAAAUUGUCCAUAAACUUAAAAUAUGUGAUAGUACAGGGUUCAAAAUAUCUGAGUAAAACCAUUAGAUGAAAAUGAUGUAAUGAAUUACGAUAUUACACAAAUGAAGCAUCAUUGUGUUCCUCCAUAUAAGUAAUCCAAGAAAUGUGAUGAAAAAGUAUUGAAAAAUUUCUCUGACUCAGAGGACAGAGAUGCACUUUUGUUACCAGAAACUUUGUACAUUUGUAUAUAAAUAUAUGUAAGAGAUGACACCAGCAUCAUUAACAAAACCACAUUCCAUUCCAACUAACAAAACCAUAAACAGUUGGCAGAGCCUUAGAGGUCACUACUUGGGGACAAACCAGAGUACUUUUGUAAAUAGAUUAUCAUUUUCCAGAUGUACUGCUAAGCUUCAAAGGUGCUAACUGAAUAUAGGCUUCCAUCAAAAUUCACUAACCCUUUUGAAAAUAGACUGUGCACAUGAGUACUGGUCUACAUUCAGAGAACAUUUAUUUAUUAUUAUUAUUCAACGAAUCCAAAUCAAAUCAAGAUUAAACCUGUCCCUGUCAAGGAGACAUCUUCAUAUCCUUGACAAAUGAAUAUUUUUCCACCUGACAUACAAGUUUCUUGUAUGCCUGUUGGAAAAACCAAUGAUGAGUGUUCCUGUUCCCUCCAUACAUUCCUCCAUAAUUUUUUUAGAGCAAAGUAGUAUUUAAAACAAAGGAGAGUACAAUUUGGCAGAUUUUUAAAGAAACUUAGUGUUACUUUAUACUGUGUAGAUAAGGUAUUUAUAUAAACCUUUCAAACUUUGGUAGUAUGUGAUCUGUAUUAAGCAUGAAGCCAUUAUGUACCUACAAGAAAUUGUAAUCUCUCCUCACUGUUAUUCAGACAUUUGAGUCUACUUUAGUCAUCCUGAAAAAGCCUGAUACAGUAUGGAACAAUAAACUGUGCCAAGAAACUGAUUUAGUGAACAAUUAGAUGAAGUUUUGAUAGAUUCCAUAAAAACUUUCAUCCAUUAUUUGCAUAUGAAAUGUAAAUGAGGGUCACCUAUGAAUAACACUGUAAAUAAAUAUGAUUCAUGUGUGUUCCAAUCACAACUCAUAAGUGAUAAAAUUUUAGUUUUAAAAAAGAGAGAAGAUUACAAAUUCAAACUAGUUGCAAUUGUUAGUGUAUUCUAAGAAUGUUUGUAACAUAUGUCAGUAAGAUGUUGAUUGGAAUAAAUGAAAUGUUGUGAUAUCCAA
Messenger RNA from Frankliniella occidentalis (western flower thrips), 3247 nucleotides. RefSeq lists its product as uncharacterized. Bases 1 to 1416 code for a protein of 471 amino acids. NCBI's taxonomy places the organism in Eukaryota, Metazoa, Arthropoda, Insecta, Thysanoptera, Thripidae. The record is from RefSeq and is a predicted model, not a curated record. The transcript is spliced from 3 exons.